UGUGGCAUUCUCCUACUCUGACUGGUUGCUUCCUCUGAAGUCAGUCUGACAUCUGAGUGCUUCUGCUGCCAAGUUGUCCAUCGGGUUGUGUUUUGUAGUGCAUGGUGUCUUCUGGCUCCAGUAAGAUGUUAGAGCCGUCCAGUAGAGGAGACGGUUGUGUGUCUGAGCCGCGAUCAGAGGCGGCGGUGGAGACGGAUCGCUUUGGCUUUCUUCUGGCCAAUGGAUCCGCAUCUGGGAGCGGCCCGCCCCCUGAGCUGGUCCGGCAGAGAGAGGCCAAGUGGAUCCACAUCAUCAGCCAAUGGGAUCACGUCUUGCAGAAGAAAAACAGCAAAGUCAAGGAGCAGUGCCUGAAGGGCAUCCCAGCCUCCCUGAGGGCCAAGGCCUGGCCCCUGCUGUGUGGGGCCACGCAGCUCAUGAAGGACAACACAAGCCUCUACCAGUCUCUUGAUUCCAGGCCGGCUCUGCAGAGCUGGGUGGACAUCAUAGAGCGGGACCUGGACAGACAGUUCCCCUUCCACGAGAUGUUUGUCUCAAAGGACAGCCACGGGCAGCGUGGGCUGUUCCGGGUGCUGAAGGCCUACACUCAGUACCAGCCCGACGAAGGCUACUGCCAGGCCCAAGGGCCCGUGGCAGCAGUGCUCCUGAUGAACAUGCCUGCGGAGGAGGCCUUUUGGUGCCUGGUGCAGAUCAGUGAGCAGUACCUGCCCGGGUACUACAGCCAGCUGCUGGAAGGGGUCCUGUUUGACGCGGCCAUGCUGAGCUGGGUCCUGAAGAGGGCGUGUCCACCCGCCCACAGACACCUGCAGCGCUACGGCGUGGAGCCGCUCAUGUUCGCCACUGAUUGGCUGAUGUGUCUGUUCACCCGCCACCUCCCUUUCAACACACUGCUGCGCGUCUGGGACCUCUUCUUCUGCUAUGGCGUGCGGGUUCUGUUCCAGGUGGCCGUGGUGCUGGUCCGCAGGGUGCUUGGGCGGGCCGACCAGCGGCAGGAGUGCUUAGGGCAGAUGGAGACUCUGGAGCGGCUGAGGGGCGUCAGGGAGAGCCUGGGGCUGGAGGACGACGCCAGCUUUAUGGCCGAGGUGUGCUCUGUUCCGCUCUCCAGGAGCGACCUGAAGCGACGCACCGAGAAGGAGCUGGAGACCUGGCGGAAAGACCGGCCCUCGUCCACCUUCGACCCCAGAGGCCGUUGCCAUGGCUACUGGGCGUCGAGGGAGACGUUGGGAGAGGAGCGGGACCGGAGAGGCGUCAAUCUGUCCGCUCCACUGGUCCGCUCGGCCUCCGCCCUCUCCCUGUCCCCCUCGCUCUUUCGCAAGCGAUGGGGGAAGCGAAGCGACGCAGCAAGGGUGGAGAGACAUCACUCCAUGGGCGUGCAGGGGGUGGGGAGGGAGGGCUGGCCGAACGCCAGGGCACUGAGGGUGACCAGGGUCCGAGAGGAGGAAGACGGGCAUAAAGCGCCUGGCAACCUGCAGAGUCGCAGGGAUACAGAAUCAACGCCCCCGACUGGGAGGAGACCUCCCCAAAGGGAGAAAGAACCAGGGGAGAACCAUGAUUCUGAAAGGAACACUCUCAAAGGAGAACCAGGAGAACAGGUGGGGAUCGGACACAGGACCAGGGAGGAGCAGGGAGAACAAAGUCCAGGAGGCUCAGGGACGGUGCAGGAAGUGAUUCAACAUCAUCCUGACUUAAGAGAGGGAGCUGCUGGGGGCGGAGCCACACAACGAUCAGCUGUUAACCUUCAACCAAGAACACUGAAGGACAACAACCAAACACAAGUACCAGUGGAACAGGAUCUGACGGACAACAACCAAUCACAAGUACCAGAGGAGCAGGAUCUGAAGGACAACAACCAAUCACAAGUACCAGAGGAACAGGAGCUGAGAGACAAUAACCAAUCACAAGUACCAGAGGAACAAGAGCUGACUGACAAUAACCAAUCACAAGUACCAGAGGAACAAGAGCUGAGAGACAAUAACCAAUCUCAAGUACCAGAGGAACAGGAGCUGAGAGACAAUAACCAAUCACAAGUACCAGAGGAACAAGAGCUGAGAGACAUCAAUCAAUCACAAGUACCAGAGGAACAGGAGCUGAGAGACAACAAUCAAUCACAAGUACCAGAGGAACAGAAGCUGAGAGACAACAAAUCAGAAGUUCAGGAGGAGCAAAAGUGCAACAUCAAGCCAAAUCCGAAAGAGGAAGUAUCUCAAAAGAAGCAGAGAGUGAAAACCCUUUAUGAGAUGGCAGAACAGGCAGCACUCUGUAGAAACCUGUUGGCGGGCCAGGAACAGAGGAGUGAGACAACUACCGAUACAAAUACAGACACAGAGUCACAGGCAGCAGUAGAUAACACUGAACAACAGUCAGAGGCGACACCAGGACAGGAGACAGUGACGCAUACGGACAUAGGAACUACAGAGUGGGAGUCUGUGGCACACAAAAGUACAAUAGAGUCCCCCGCAGAACAGGGCCCAGCGGGGAUGAUACAGGAAGUCAAAGAUGCAGCGGAGGGACGGACUGAAACGGAAGCGCCGACCGCCAACCUCAGUAGCACGCAGAAACAAACCAACGUGGGCUCAGACAAUGAGGAUGUUGACGGUGGAAAAAUGGUUAUUUUCAAAAGUGAAGCUUUGAAAGAGAACACGUUGUCUUUUCAAGAGGUUGGAGUACUGAUACACAAAGGUGUUCCGCAGAGUGGAGAGACGAGAGAAGGGGACUGCACCAUGACAGCGAUACUCCUGGAGACCACGGUGGUCCCUGAGGCGAGUGGAGGCACACGGGGUACGGCCGAGGCCUCAUGUUCAGAGAGAGCCUCCGCACAGGAAGACGCUUUAUGUUUCGGAAAUAAACUUCAGGACAAACCAGUUUUGGAAACAAAUGCAGAGACUGAGGAAGACAACGACAUGACAACAUGCGACCAAACAGCUUUACUAGAAGUCCAGGUCAGCCCUAGAUCACCGACUGGUGACAGAAUGUGUUAUCCACCAACAGGGGCUGCAGAACCACUCGCCACUGAAGAACCUGCUGUUCAGGCGUUUGCCAAUGAUAAAGAACCAGUAGACUCAUCGGAGGUCACCUUGACCCCCGACCCCUCCACCCAGCAGCCCUCAGGGGGCAGUGAAGACCGGGGAGCCCGGCAACGGAUCCAGGAUGCUCCCCUUUCCAUGGGGGCGGGGCCUCCAGUCAGUUUGUGCAUCCCUGUAAGCGCGCCCCUGUCAAGCCAAACCCCAACACCUUCUGGGGACUUCCGUGUGCGUAAGACCUCCCACGGCUCAAGGUUGGCACGCAGACUCUCUGAGGACAUCUUCACCGCUCUGGAGACGUCCCGGUUCAGACCCGAUCCAGACCCACAAAAAGGACCUCCAGCUCCAAGCCGGCCAGGCCUACGGCCCCCUCCGCCUGGAGCCCUUUCUGCUCUCCCUCCACCACAGGGACCCACAGGUUGGGGGACCUCCGAGGAGCCCCCCAGACGCCCAGGGUUCUUCAGCCGACUGAGAGGAGGGCGUCCCAACCGCCACAAAGACACAAAGGCCGAGAGGGCGAACACUCAAAAAAUACAGAUCCCCAAAAUCUUCCUCCAGGACUUCAGCAGCGGGGUUGGGGAGGAGCGACCCCUGCAGGAGCCAGAGGAGCAGCAGGAGCUGCUGAGCUCCAGGGGCCGCCGGAGGAGGCGCAGAGAGAGGGAGCUGAAGGAGAGAGAGGAGGAGAAGGAGAGGAGAAGAGUGGAGAAAGAGCUAAAGAAGGAAGGGAGGAAGAGGGACAGGAAAGCAGAGUGGCCCAGGGGGAAGAAGCUAACCCCGACCUCCCCGGGCAGCCUCUCAGGGGCUCAGCAUAGCUGCUCGUCUCCACACAGCGACUCAUACUUCUGAGGAACCCUCCCCUGCCCCGCGCCAUAGAAAUAAUAAAGACAUUAUUUUUUUUGUAUCCAGCGCCAAACAAUGUCUGUUUUAUUUUUGUGUGCUGUACUCUGACCAACACUUAGAUUACGCCCAGUGCUGUAAUCUAACAUCAAGUGUCUCUAGUCAAAGUUAUUUUAGUAAUGUACAAAAAUUAAAAAUUUAACAGCAUCAGUACAGUUCAAUAAAUCUUUUUGGAAUU
Gadus morhua (Atlantic cod) is the source of this 4092-nucleotide messenger RNA. RefSeq names its product TBC1 domain family, member 10C (gene tbc1d10c). The record is from RefSeq and is a predicted model, not a curated record. The coding region runs from base 102 to 3863 and encodes 1253 amino acids. The transcript is spliced from 10 exons. Gene Ontology annotation, molecular function: small GTPase binding; GTPase activator activity. Gene Ontology annotation, biological process: regulation of GTPase activity. NCBI's taxonomy places the organism in Eukaryota, Metazoa, Chordata, Actinopteri, Gadiformes, Gadidae.